This is a messenger RNA of Tribolium madens (black flour beetle), 1868 nucleotides long. RefSeq names its product paramyosin-like. Bases 112 to 1785 code for a protein of 557 amino acids. Lineage: Eukaryota; Metazoa; Arthropoda; Insecta; Coleoptera; Tenebrionidae. Gene Ontology annotation, biological process: clustering of voltage-gated sodium channels; cilium assembly. Gene Ontology annotation, cellular component: centriole. The record is from RefSeq and is a predicted model, not a curated record. The transcript is spliced from 6 exons.
UUACAGCUGGUGUUAGUUUGUUGUGACCUUCGACAGAUGUCUCUGUCAAAUUUUUAAAAUUUGAAUUCUUUCAAAAAAAUGUCAGCGUAAUGGUCCUUUGGAGUUAUUAUUAUGAUAAGUUCGGGGGAUAUUAAUAUUCAAAAUUUUCAGUCACUUAUUGAAAAUUAUGAAGCUGCUCUCAAGGAGGUGACCGGGGAUUUGGACGAAGUCCAAACCGAACAAAAGGCACUCAAGAGGGCCCUCCACGAAAAUAAUCAAUUGAGAGAUGAAUUAGGUCGAGUUUUUGCCGAUAAAAAUAAAUGUGAAGUUGAACACACUUACAAGGACAGCGAUUUGGUUGAAAAUUUGAAAAAACAGCUUCACAUUGUAAUUCAAGAAAAAGAACAAGCCGUCAAAUUAUGGCAAAAUGCUGCAUCCACUGUUGAACACCUAGAAUCAGAACUUCGCAUUUUUCAGGAAAACACCGAAGGAUUUAUUCCGAAAAAUCAACUCAUUCAAUUGAAAAAUUCGUAUGAAGCGAAAUUAAAUGAAUUGCAAGAUACAGUCGUUCGCACCAAAAUCAAAUUGGAAGAAACGAUUAACUUGAAGUCGAAAGAAUUGCAAAUUAAAGACAAAGAAAUUCUUGGGAGUCUUCAAAGUCAAGACAACACAUUUAAAAUAAUAAAAAAUCUCGAGGAUGAAAUUCUGAAUCUCCAACAUAGACUGAACGAUUCAAACGGAAAUAAAGAAAAGUUAGAAAAGGACGUGAGACUCAGAAAUGAAGAAAUCGAAACUUUGAAACUGAAAGUCAAAGAAUGUAAGGCUAAAGUCUCUGAAGCCCUUCAAGUCGUUGAAGCAGCUCUUAAUGAAAAAGAUGCGGCACUUUUGCGCGAAGCUGAAGCCAAAGAAGAAACAGCAAAACUUUCCCAAACUUUGACCGAGUUUAUCGACGAAACAGACUUAAAAGUCAGAAGUAUAAGAACUGACCAUGAGACCAGAUUAGAACAGAUGAGACAAGCAUUGGAAGCAAAUCAGGAGUUAGUGAGAGUAAAAGAAAUGGAAAUUGAAACUUACGCAAAAAAAUGUGCUUUGUUGGAAAAUCAAAUUGAGGAUUUUCGCAAAAAUCGGACUUAUGUGGACGAUGGGGGGACUUCGAAAAUUCUAGUUUUAGAAAAGAAUCUUGAAAAUACGUUUCAAAAAUUGUUGUUUUCAGAGAAACAAAAUAUUCAGCUCAAGUCUGAAAUGGAGGAUAUAAAGAGCGACUUGAAUCAAAUGUCUCAUUAUUAUGAGAGAGACAUUAACGCCAGAGAAGCUGAAAAAACAGCUCUAAAAAACGAAAUAAAGAGACUCAAAACGGAGCUCGAAGAAAGUUUCCUCAAAGUGUCCGAAAGCACAAUCGCCAUAAACGACCUGAAUGAGAAAAUGUCAUCCAUGGAAAUAAAUUUUAAAGAGCAGAUAAAAGAAACGAAAAAUUCCUUUCAACAGACGUGUCAAGAACGCCAAGAAAUGGAAACUUUUCACCAACAACUAGUCCAGGAAUUGCAAGAACAAUUAAUUUCGCAGACUGAAAUCAACAAGAAAUGGCGAGCCGAAACAAAAAACAUUACCCAACAGUUGGAAAAAAUAAUAACAGAAUUAAAAGCAGCAAACAAUAAAAUGAAACUAGAAAACAAAGUCCUUAACGAGCGUCUCAAGGACGCAAAUGUGAAAAUGUUCGAAUAUCGCAAAUUCCUAGAAAUGAUCUCACAUGACGUCACGAAAAUUACGACAGUAACUUUGCCUGAAAUAAAUGAGUGUGCUAGGUGAUGGUUUGUUCGCUUUUUUGUUAUAAAAUGUUUUAUUUAACUGAUUGUGGAGUCAAUACAUGCAUUAAAUAAACUAGGAAAGUA